This is a messenger RNA of Actinia tenebrosa (Australian red waratah sea anemone), 3509 nucleotides long. RefSeq names its product complement factor B. Gene Ontology annotation, cellular component: extracellular region. Gene Ontology annotation, biological process: proteolysis; complement activation. NCBI's taxonomy places the organism in Eukaryota, Metazoa, Cnidaria, Anthozoa, Actiniaria, Actiniidae. The record is from RefSeq and is a predicted model, not a curated record. Gene Ontology annotation, molecular function: calcium ion binding; serine-type endopeptidase activity.
UGGUCAUCGUGCAGGCUUAUAUUUCAGCGAGGAAGAAAUACGAAGCAAAGGAGUAUUUCCGUAAGAGUAAAAAAGGAAGUUAAAAGGAACUGGGUUUAUCGUACAAAAUAACCCCCAGGUCGCUCGUGAAUGCCUAGAAAAGUCACUGGACCCAUGAGAAUAAAAGGAAACAUGUAUCUACAAGCUGUCUUUGGAUUGGUCUGUGCCACUCUCUUUUUUCAACUCUCGAUGUCAGCUAAUGCUGGUAACUGCAGUACAAGUAGUUCAGCGUGCUUAAAUGGUGGAACAUGCGUGGACUUGAACGAUGGAUUUGUAUGCAAAUGUCAGAUUGGAUUCACGGGUCUUUAUUGUGACUCAAGAAUACCAUUAACAGAAGCGACAACAACAAAAGCAGCAUCGAAAACAACAACCACAACAGCAGCAGCAACAACAACAACCACAACAGCAGCAGCAACAACAACAACAGCAGCAGCAACAACAGCAACAACAACAACAACAACAGCAAAACAACCAACAAAAAAACGACCAAAGAAAAAAGGAUGCCCUAAACUACCAGCACGUUUUCCAAAUGGGAAAAUCUCGACCUUCAAGCGAGGAUCCCGAAUAAUGGCUAUCUAUUCGUGUACAAAAGGGUUUGUGAUCAUUGGAGGUGAUCGAAUGAGGAUGUGUCAACCCUCAGGAAUAUGGAGUGGACGCCCACCAAUUUGUCGCCGCCGUAGAAGAACGGGCAGACCUAACAGCUGUACGAGGCCGUAUACCAUCAGCAAUGGUUAUUAUAGACGCAGGGGAUUAACAGUGAACUAUUACUGUAAAAGUGGAUACACUCUGAAGGGACAGUCCAAGAAAACAUGCAUAAAAGGAUACUGGAAGCCGUCAUCUACACCGUACUGCAAACGCACAAGUAGAUGCAAAGAUCCAGGUGUUCCUCAUCAUGGUCGUCGCUUUGGAAGCACGUUCCUGGCCGGUUCUCGCGCGCGGUUUUUAUGCAAUGAGGGUUAUGAGUUGGUUGGUGAGGAAUCCAUUAAGUGCCGUUCAGACGGGUCCUGGAACAACAAAACACCAAAAUGUACCAAGAAAGAUCCUCUUCGAGAUCUUAAAAAUGCUGCCAACGGUCUUCGUCGACACUUCGUUAAUAAACUCGAACUUCUAACGACUGACAGUCGCGCACGUUCCGGGCUGUCUUCAGGAGCUGCAGGACUCGACCUUGUGUUUGUUUUCGAUAGUUCAGCAAGCGUUGGAUCCAUAAACUUCAGAAAAGGAAUUGAAUUCGCGCGCACGAUUAUCGAGGAGUUUGGUAUCUCGACCUCUCCAACUGGAACUCGAGUGGCUGUUGUCGUGUUCAGCAAUGAAGCCAGGGUUAUCUUCAACCUUAAAAGUAACCGCAUUGUUGAUAAAGAUAUAGCCAUCAUAACACUUGCAAACCUUAAACUAGAAGGAGGCGGAACAGCCACUCGCCUGGGUCUUCAAAGCGUCAUCGAUAGUAUUGUUCCUGAAGUCCGCAACAACAGCAAAAAGGCGCUGUUUCUCAUCACAGACGGUAAAUCAAACAAGGGCGGUAGCCCCUCCAAGCCUGCUAAAGUACUUCGAGAUGGCUACAACUUUGAGAUAUUUGCUAUUGGAGUUUCUUCUCAAGUUUUCGAGGAAGAGCUGCGGGACAUCGCCUCCGAACCCUACCGAACUCACGUUUAUUUGAUGAAAAAUUUCAAGUCGCUGGACACGUUAAAGGAGCUGAUCACCAAGCAAGGAACAAACUAUACCGAGUGCGGCGUGGCUGGAGACACCCAGCUACGUGGUGAUCCUGAAAAACUAGCCCCUGUCGUUGUUGGCCGUGAGGCAAAGGCUGGAGCCUGGCCCUGGAUGGCAGCAAUCUACGUCAACGGCAGUUUUCGUUGUGGAGGAGCGUUGAUUGCAAAAAGAUGGGUUCUAACAGUCGCACACUGCUUCGAUUUCCAGAACAAGAUCAAACCGUCUGAUGUAGUUGUUCGUUUAGGUGAACACGACAGAACCCUAGAAGAAGGUAGCGAACAAAACGUCGGGGUCAAAAGGAUUUUCAAACACCCACAAGCUCGACAAACCUCUCUGGAUUACGAUCUUGCUCUCGUUAAACUAAACCACAAAAUUAAACUAACAGCAUAUGUACGAACCAUUUGUCUGCCCAAACAGAAAGACCGUACGUUAGUAAGGCCAUUCAAGUACGGUGUCAUCACUGGAUGGGGAUCCACACAACGGACUGAUGACCAUGAUCACAGCUUUGCUGCCUAUCCGGUUCUCAAGCAAGCCAGACUACCCUUCGCGUCGAGUCACACGUGUCAAACGAAUUCUUCCAUUCCUAUAACACCAAGAAUGCGAUGUGCUGGAAAUCCUUCAGUCGGUAAAGACGCUUGUAAAGGAGACAGUGGUUCGCCACUUGUUAUCUACAGACCCGAACGUAACUGGGCAGUGAUCGGUUUGUCAAGCUGGGGAGAAGGUUGCGCACACAAUGGCAAAUACGGUGUGUACGCCGACAUGUUGAAUCGAGAGUACCUUGCUUGGAUUGCGAAGAAGGCAAGAGUUGUGCCAACAAUCUAGACCAUGCAAGACAGAGUCACCAAUGACGUUAACCUUAAAACCAGAACUUACGGCUCUCACUCAUGGAAUAGAGCCUGCUAGAACUAUGCUUUUUUCAUUCUUUUAUGCUAGAUGUUAAAAAACCCUGCAAAGAUGCAAUCUCUGUGGAUGAGAGUAGGGUAGACGAAAGGGAUCCUAAAAAUGACUACGCAUGCGUAGUGGUGUUCAAUUUUUGAUAUACGAACGCCAUUAUCUAGAUUGAUACAACGAAAUAUUUCGAUAGUUAAAUAAUCACUUUCACAGUUCCCUGUGCCAUCUUUAAAGGUAGCCGUGCCUUUGCAUCUAAGCGAGAGGAACGGUGAGCUUGCAACAAUAAAAACCUUUCGUCUUCCUUCGUUGCAAAGGCACGGCUACCUAUAAAGAUAGCGCCGGGAACUAUGAGGGGACUAUAGAGGCUUUGCACCAUCGCGUGAAGGCAUCCAUGUUAGAUGGCAGGAUCGAACAAUACAAUCGUUUUACAUGAGAAAGAAUUCAAUUCCCGAGAGCAAAGGGAUUUUAUUGUUCUGCCAUCCAGCCACAGGUAGUCCAAGCUGUAUUAUGGGCGCCAGCACAUGAUGGAGUAAAGCCUUUAUUUGUUAGCUUAUUCAUUCGUCGUUUUUUUGUAGCCACAAUAUUGUUGUGUAGUAUAAAUGAGAACAAGAAAACAAAACGGCGGAGCGUUUUUGAAAGUGGAGGGGCUCAAAUCGAAACCUAUGUAGGAAAAAUAAAGAUAGUCUCUUGCGGCACAGGCAACCCUCUGGAGAAAUCUAGCCUAGUUUCGGAAACAUAGAAUUGUAGAGCUUUGAUUCUUCACUCAAAAUACCCUAUUCCUCUGAAUAAGUGGGGGAGUCUCCAGCCCCCUCGACUCCGUCUUCACAUAAAAAAACUUUUAACUUUUAAUGAUAUCGAUUUAACUAAAAAAA